This is a messenger RNA of Drosophila novamexicana, 1227 nucleotides long. RefSeq lists its product as uncharacterized. NCBI's taxonomy places the organism in Eukaryota, Metazoa, Arthropoda, Insecta, Diptera, Drosophilidae. Bases 100 to 1050 code for a protein of 316 amino acids. The transcript has 2 exons. The record is from RefSeq and is a predicted model, not a curated record.
GUUUUUGGACGUUCAGUUCAGACCCGGACCCGGACCCAGACUCCCCCAAAAAACCCGCACAGAUAAGACUUAAACCCCAAGCUAAUUGCUUUGUCUGCGAUGGCUUCCGAGGGCUUCAAGAAGUAUUUCAAUAGCACCACAAUGAACGGUCGUGCGAAUGUCGCGAAGGCCACGUAUGCUACGUUGGCGCUCGUCUAUUUGUUUUAUCGGGUGCGUCGCGGCAAGGAUCAACCGCCAGCUGCCAAGGAGCCGACAUUUGAGCCGAGCUGCAGCUGUGACGAGAAGCUGCCGAACUCAGAGAUCAUCGUUGAGCCGCCGGAUCGAGAUUGCGCCGUCUGCCGGGAGCGACGACCCAGAGACGAUAGCUGCAAUGGACACAGUGAGCCGCCGCCGCCACCGCCGCCGGCGAGCAGUGCGCCGGCUCGACGCAAGUGUCCAUGCGAGGAUCCGCACCGGCACCUGGACUCGGGCAAGCCGCAGCACACACAGCAUCCGCUGACACAGCAACAGCAACAGCAGCGCCAGAGCUGCAAUGCAUCGCAAUUGGAUGAGGCGCAUCCGGCGCGUGAGCUUAUCUCGCAGAUGCAGGAGGCCGCAUCCCGUGUCCUGCGCAAUGUGAUUGGCGCCGUCAUGGGCGAUACACCAUCCGCUGCCAGCGGCGACAGCGAGGAGAACUGCAGCUGCUGUACACCGGGCGGGGCAAACGAUAUACUCGACUCCGGCGAUCAGGUGGAGGACGAGGCCUGCGAUUACGAGUCGGACAGUCAAAUGCUGAGUCGCCAGCGGCGUACUGCGCCCCGCGCCUGUGUGCCCAGCAAUACCAGCAGCGACACCGAUGACCCUACCGAAGCGAAACAGACCGAGUCCGAGUCCGAGGCGCAGGCGCAAUCCCAGGCCACGGGUCAGACGCAAUCGCAAUCGCCGCCACAGUCGCAGCUGCAGUCAGCCUCACAGUCGCAGUCGCAGCCACAGUCGCAGCCGCCGACACGGUAUCGCUGCUUUGACGACGACUUUGCCUCCGAAAUGUUCUUUGAGGACUAUGAAGAAUGACAUAUUGAAGGAUUAGCUCAACGCUUGGUUAGCCGGGUUCAGGGGUUUGCGGCUUAUCCAACUAAAUUCUCAGUAAGCAGGUUCUCUAGUCCAUUAGGACUAGGCCUGCAAAUCUAUACCAAAUCUUCAUAGUAUUCAUAGAUGAAGAAUAAACUCACCUUUCUGAAUCAUUUGUUA